UGAUUAUAUACCUCGGUAAAUAUUGUACUGAUAAGCUUUCCUGUUUUUGGAUCACCACCUGAAACAGUUUUUUUAAACUAUUUUAGCCAAGUAAAAGGAAUGGGCCGAUCAAAGUGUAAUAAAAGUUUUCUUGAAGAUUUAGAAAAAAAUAUAGAAAAAGUUCAAUUAGCAAUAAUUUGGAAGAAGAUUUGUCAUCUGAAAUUGAUAAAAAUAAUUUAUUUAAAAAUAAUCUUCAAGUAAAAUCUGAGAAGACAAAUAAAAGAAAAAGAAAUCAACUACCAUGACAAGAAAAUUUAAAGAUUAUAGUUUUACCUGCACAAUUGACAAACAUUUUAAUAUGUCAGAAGAGAAUCUUUUAUCAACUGAUAACAAUUUAGAUUAUAAAGAGUUGGAUGAGAAUUUAUUUAAUUUGGGAAAUGAAUAUGCUUUUGCUCAUUGCGUUGCUGAAGAUUUACAAAUGGGAGCUGGUAUCGCUGUUGAAUUUAAACGAUGCUAUGGAUGCGUGGGCAAACUCUUUGAUCAAAAUUUGAAAGUGGGUGAUGUAGGUGUUUUAAAUCAUAAUAAUCAAUUCAUAUUUUAUUUAAUAACCAAAAAAUAUAGCAAUGGGAAACCUACAAUUUAUACUUUAAAACAAACACUAUUUAAGUUACUUAAAAAAAUCAAAGAAAAUAAUUUAACAAAAUUGGGUAUUCCAAAAAUUGGAUGUGGUUUGGAUGGAUUAAAUUGGUCUGAUGUAGAAAAUUUUAUUAAAGACUUAUUUUGUGGCACUGGUGUUCAAAUUACAGUUUGUGUGCCAUCUCCGUCUAAGAUUACUAAUUUUAAUAUGUCACAAAAAGCAUUAAGUAUCUAUACAACUCCCAAAAAUUUAUGGGAAAUGGAAGAAGAAACAGAUAUUAUAUUAUUUUUGAAGAAAGAAAAUUUAAAAUUUCACAAAUUUGAUAGUACUUCAGAUAAAAUAGAUGCUAAAUAUCCCUUUAAAAAUAAGUUAUUGAGAGAUAUUAGUUUUCAAAACGAGUCUUAUGUUUUUCAAUACACAAUUGCUAAUGAAAAAAUAUUAUGCAUUCUCGAACGUUCUCAAGAUUGCUAUGAUACUAUUGAAAAAAUAUUUAGACAGUUAAUAAAAGAAGUGAUUUAUAAAAGGGACUAUAGAUAUUAUGCUUUACAAUUUGAAGAUCCUAAAAAAAUUACAAAAAUAAUUGAAAUUAUAAGAUCUGUGUAUCGUUUUGGCACAUCUGAACUAUGGUUGUGUGGAAUUGAAGAUUAUCCUGUAAAAACAUAUUAUGAUAUAUUGUGUAGAAAUUUAAGGCAAAACAAUUUUUCUUAAAACAAAUCAUAUAACAUAUAGUAAAAGUGGUGAAACUAGCCUCUGACUAAUACAAUUUUGAAUGCUUGGUAUGAUUAUUAAUCAUUUACAUUAAUUUUUGUAUAAUUUAAACAAGAAAAAUGAUUAAUACAAUUGAAUUAAUAAAAUUCUUGAUGGAUUGAUGUAAAUUUGUUUCACUUUGAAAAUUAACUGAUUUUUUUCUUUUAAAUUAUUAAUAUUAUUGGAAGUACACAAUCUUCGUUUUUUUUAUGUUUUUUAUUGUUUAAAACUAGAUAAUAUUGACUUGU
This is a messenger RNA of Daktulosphaira vitifoliae (grape phylloxera), 1611 nucleotides long. RefSeq lists its product as uncharacterized. The transcript has 7 exons. Bases 281 to 1324 code for a protein of 347 amino acids. The record is from RefSeq and is a predicted model, not a curated record. Lineage: Eukaryota; Metazoa; Arthropoda; Insecta; Hemiptera; Phylloxeridae. Gene Ontology annotation, biological process: peptidyl-glutamate ADP-deribosylation.